AUGUCCAGCUGUGUCAUUUGCGAUAAGCCCCUAGAGGUAGAAAUCGAGCGCGACGAGGACGAAGAAUACGAGGGAGGAGCGUCGUCGUCUGGCAAAGGACCUGCAGCGGCACCAGAGACAUAUCCCGAUGACGUACAGCUAACUUGUGGAUGCCACUUCCACUGGGAUUGUCUCCUCUCUGCUUACGAAAUAACUUCGUGUCCACAUUGCGGCAAAGAGAUCUCCACCACAGGCGACGGUAUACAAAAGGUUCUCUGCACACUCAACAACGAAGGCGGAAUCCAAGAGAAUCUCGAUAUCCUGCCCCUCCUCACCGAAGAGUCGUACCUAAAAGCCUACCCCGAAGAUAGGAAAGCGCGCGCAUUCCUCGAGUUCUGUCGCGAAGGUGACUACAAAGCUGUGGUUGAUCUACUGCUCGAUGAUUCCGAGGACGACGAGGAUGAAGAGGGUGAUGUGGAGAUGAGCAGUACGGAACACCCAGAGAAGGAGGUCGGCAUCGACAGGAUGUUGAGAUAUCAGGAUCCGAUUGGGGAUAUGCAGUCGGGUCUACAUGCAGCGGUACACGCGCAGAGUAGGGAAGUUGCUUGGUUGUUGCUGCUUCUCGCGAGUAACUACCCGUUGCUAGACUUCCCGACGCAAGUCUUCCAGGAGGCAGAGGCUAUGGGUAUCAUGCGAGGGCUUACAGAAGACAAGAUCGAUAUUAGGAGUUUGAGGGAUGCGAAUGGCAGGACUGCGGAAGACAUCGCAAAGGAGAUUGGUGGAGUGUGGGUAGGAUGGACGGACAACAACCGAUUGGCGAUAUGA
Messenger RNA from Alternaria atra, 804 nucleotides. RefSeq lists its product as uncharacterized. The transcript is spliced from 2 exons. Lineage: Eukaryota; Fungi; Ascomycota; Dothideomycetes; Pleosporales; Pleosporaceae. The record is from RefSeq and is a predicted model, not a curated record. The coding region runs from base 1 to 804 and encodes 267 amino acids.